UAUUAUUUAACCCGAAGACGCCCCUCGCCCUCUAAAAACCCCGUAGUUCGACAAAAUUUGUGGAGGGAAGACAAAAUGGAAAACAGCAAUCAAAACCCUAACACCAAUGAUCCUCCUUCAUCAUUCGUGAUCAAAAUCCCCUCAUACGAAGAAGUUAUUCAGUCCCAAUCACAACCACCUGCACAGUCUCUCUUCAAAUCUUCUCAGACCUUCACUCAAGCCUUCAAAUCCAUCAAAAAUUCCGAGUUUUACGUUCCGCCUCCCUCUUCCUCCUCUUCACAAUCGCAGUCAAGGGAUAGUUCUACACCUGCUGCGAAUCAGGCAGGGGCAUCAUCAUCUUCUGCGCAAAAUCGGAAUGCGAUCCUUGUUAGUAAUAGACAGAAGGGGAAUCCUUUGCUCAAACAUAUAAGAAAUGUGAGAUGGGCUUUUUCAGAUAUUGUCUGUGACUACAUGUUGGGGAAAAAUUCAUGCGCUCUUUAUCUUAGCCUUAGGUAUCAUCUGCUUCACCCAGAUUACUUAUAUUACCGAAUAAGGGAAUUGGGAAAAAACUUCAAGCUUCGUGUUGUUUUAUGCCAUGUUGAUGUUGAAGAUGUUGUGAAACCAUUGUUGGAAGUCACAAGAACAGCUCUACUUCAUGACUGCACACUUUUGUGUGGUUGGAGCUUGGAAGAAUGUGGUCGGUAUCUGGAGACGAUAAAAGUUUAUGAAAACAAGCCUGCAGACCUCAUUCAAGGCCAAAUGGAUACAGAUUAUUUAUCACGUCUCUCACAUGCUCUAACAUCAGUUCGGCAUGUCAAUAAGACAGAUGUGGUUACUCUUGGUUCUACAUUUGGGUCUCUUUCUCAUAUAAUGGAUGCCUCGAUGGAGGACUUAGCACGUUGCCCCGGCAUUGGAGAGCGUAAAGUAAAGCGUUUGUACGACACAUUCCAUGAACCAUUCAAACGCACUAUUCCUAAACACCCUUCAAAGGCUGAAACAUCCGCACAACAAUUCACUCCUAGUGAAGUAAAAGAAGACGAGAAGGAAACAUCGCAUUCAAGUAAGCGCAAUAAAAAGGAAUCGGAUCUAACCGUUAAAUCGGCUCUUUCAGCAGCUUUUGCAAAAUACAAGGAAAAAGUCGGUAUGGAACCUAAUCAUCAACAAGAACACCAAAACCAGAAACAAUGAUCAAAAGCUUUUACUCGAUGGAUUUUUAACUAGUGAAAGUAUUUAAUUAACAAGUUUAUUUAGUUGUUUUAUCGAAAGUAAGAACGGAAAAUGUAUAGUGGUUGUAUGUAGAAUCACACUGCCAAAUCCUAGCAAAUAUGCCAGACCGAGGGUAAUCUGUGCCAUAUGGGAGUUGAAUGGACUGGUCAUUUUUGUAAGUAAUUUGUGCUUUUCGUAUUUGUGCUUUUCGUAUUUUGGUGUAAAACAACUAAUUAGUUAAGUUCUUAUGUAAAUCAAUUUUUUUUAAAGUCAAAACAAGUUUGAUCAAA
This is a messenger RNA of Helianthus annuus (common sunflower), 1475 nucleotides long. Its product is annotated as DNA excision repair protein ERCC-1. Gene Ontology annotation, cellular component: nucleus; ERCC4-ERCC1 complex; nucleotide-excision repair factor 1 complex. The transcript has 9 exons. The record is from RefSeq and is a predicted model, not a curated record. The coding region runs from base 76 to 1167 and encodes 363 amino acids. NCBI's taxonomy places the organism in Eukaryota, Viridiplantae, Streptophyta, Magnoliopsida, Asterales, Asteraceae. Gene Ontology annotation, molecular function: damaged DNA binding; single-stranded DNA binding. Gene Ontology annotation, biological process: mitotic recombination; nucleotide-excision repair; UV-damage excision repair.